This is a messenger RNA of Plodia interpunctella (Indianmeal moth), 2314 nucleotides long. RefSeq names its product glucose dehydrogenase [FAD, quinone]-like. Lineage: Eukaryota; Metazoa; Arthropoda; Insecta; Lepidoptera; Pyralidae. Gene Ontology annotation, molecular function: flavin adenine dinucleotide binding; oxidoreductase activity, acting on CH-OH group of donors. The coding region runs from base 153 to 2246 and encodes 697 amino acids. The transcript is spliced from 6 exons. The record is from RefSeq and is a predicted model, not a curated record.
GUAGCGGUACCGGCAACUCAAGUGUACGGUCAAGGCUUGUUUGCACACACGGCCUGGAUUCAAUGAGCGAGUCUGCCUGGUGCUGGCCACACGUCUUCGCUACAUCUGAAAAAAAAAUAUUUUGUUUUUUUAAAUUUUAAAAGUGGAAGAAAAUGAAGAGAUUAAAAUAUAUAAUUUUUUUAACUAUAUUUGCGGCAUUGAAUGUAAAAGCUGCAGAAAUUGAUGCCGAAGAUGAAUAUAUAACUAUAGAAAAUGAUCUCACAGAUUACAAAUCAAAAGAUACAGGUAGAGAAGCUAGAUUUCUACGACCAUAUCCUGUAAAUUACAAGAAAGAAGAACUUGCGAAUAAUGUUGGAAAUAAUUUAGAUAAGGAUAGAAAAGGCCGCUUCUUGCCAUUUUCUUACCCUCAGAGCCCAAUAGUGGACCUCAUGAUGCAGACUGUUUCUAUUAAUUAUUCGCCCACUAAUGCAAGGGAUCCCUUUGACUUCUUACGUGAUUCUUAUCCAUUACCUAAGGGUUACACCAGUCCCUUAGACGAAUAUGACUAUAUAAUAAUCGGAGCAGGUUCUUCUGGAUCGGUCUUAGCCUCUCGUCUGACUGAGGAUAAGCCUAAAGCUAUGGUGCUGGUCAUCGAGGCAGGCAAACCCGAGUGUCUGCUGUCGGACAUACCCGCCUUAACACAAUAUCUGCAGCUGACUGAUUACGUGUGGCCAUACAGAAUGGAGCACCAAUCUGGAGUUUGUAUGGGCAGUGAAGGCCAGCGCUGUUAUUGGCCUCGGGGCAAGGCGGUGGGGGGCACCAGCGUCACCAACUACAUGCUGUACACCCGGGGCCGGUCGCAGGACUGGAACAGGAUUGCUGCUGAUGGAAAUUAUGGAUGGUCCUAUGAUGAAGUUUUAAAUUAUUAUAAGAAAUCUGAGAGAGCCGAGCUGAAAAAGUACAAAAGCGCCCCUUAUCGCGGCCGAGACGGCGAACUAACUGUUGAAAAUGUUCCAUUUAAAACUGGACUUGUUGAGGCUUUCUUAGAAGCUGGAAGGAAAUUCGGUCAUCCAACUGUUGAUUACAAUGCUCCAGAUCAGUUUGGUUUCGGGUACAUACAGACCACCACCAAUAAAGGACACAGGAUGAGUGCAGCAAAAGCAUUCCUCCACCCCCACAAACGGCGAAGGAACCUUCAUAUACUCACUGAAACUAGAGCGACCAAAAUUCUUAUUGAACCUCAGACUAAGAGAACGUAUGCAGUGGAGUACAUGAGAAAUGGUGUCAAAUACACUGUUCGCUGUCGAAGAGAAGUAAUUUUAUCAGCGGGUCCAAUAGCCUCUCCUCAAUUACUCAUGUUGUCCGGAAUAGGACCUCGACCACAUCUGGAAACUUUAGGAAUUCCCGUUGUUUCUGAUUUGAGAGUGGGCAAAACUUUAUACGACCAUAUUGCUUUCCCCGGGGUCAUAUUUAAACUAAAUACCACAAAUGCUAGUCUUCUUGAACCAAAAGUCGCUACGUUACCCAAUUUAGUACAAUGGAUGCAGUUUGGAGAUGGACUCCUUACCACUCCAGGGUCUGUGGAAGCAUUAGGUUACAUAAAAACUUCGCAAUCUGAUGAUCCCGAAUUGAUACCCGAUAUAGAGCUAAUAAGUUUGGGAGGAUCUAUGACACUGGAUGGCGGUGGUGCUUUUAGAAAAAGUUGGAAAAUAUCUGAUGCAACUUAUUACCCAGCAUUCGGAUCUCUAACGGGGCAAGAUACGUGGUCAGCAGUACCAAUGCUUUUACAACCAAGAUCCAAGGGAUACAUGGAACUGCGUGAUGUUAAUCCAUUUUCAUUACCAAAACUGUACGGUAAUUAUUUGACAGAUAGUAAAGAUAUUGCGACUUUAAAAGAGGCUGUGCAAUAUAUUAUUUUGCUUGCACAGUCGGGCGCUUUUAAUAAAUACGAUCCAAAAUUACACUUGGCCGAGUAUCCUACAUGUAACACUCAUGCGCCUGGUUCAGAUUCCUAUUGGGAAUGUGCAAUUAGAACGAUGAUUAUAUCAUUACAUCAUCAAAUAGCAACAUGCAAGAUGGGACCCCAAACCGACCCUGACGCGAUCGUGGAUCCCGAACUGAGGGUCUACGGAGUGGAGGGUCUGAGAGUAGCGGACUCCAGUAUUAUUCCCAGACCAAUAAGUGCCCACACGAAUGCGCCAGCUGUUAUGAUCGGUGAAAAGGCAGCAGAUAUGAUUAAAAAGGCGUGGUCAAAUGUUGUCAGUUAAUUUAAGUUUUUCUUUUACCAUUAAUUUGUAAAUAGGUAAGACGUAUUUGUAAUAUAAUAUUAAUUGAA